Molecule: messenger RNA, 839 nt
Organism: Coccidioides posadasii C735 delta SOWgp
Lineage: Eukaryota; Fungi; Ascomycota; Eurotiomycetes; Onygenales; Onygenaceae
Gene: HIS6
Product: Enzyme that catalyzes the fourth step in the histidine pathway
Biological process (GO): L-tryptophan biosynthetic process; L-histidine biosynthetic process
Cellular component (GO): cytoplasm
Molecular function (GO): 1-(5-phosphoribosyl)-5-[(5-phosphoribosylamino)methylideneamino]imidazole-4-carboxamide isomerase activity
Source: RefSeq, a predicted model, not a curated record
AUGACACGGUUUCGUCCCUGCAUUGACCUCCAUGCAGGUCAGGUAAAACAAAUUGUUGGCGGCACUCUGACCGCCGAGCCUGGGGAGCUAAAAACGAAUUACGUUUCUGCGCUUCCGGCGGGGCACUUCGCAAAGCUCUACAAGGACCAUGGCUUAACGGGCGGGCAUGUGGUCAUGCUGGGGCCUGGGAAUGAUGAUGCGGCGAGGGAAGCGCUAGCUGCGUGGCCGGGAGGGCUACAUGUCGCCGGGGGUAUCACAGAUAAAAACGCACAGUACUGGAUAGAUGCUGGAGCUGAAAAGGUCGUCAUCACAUCUUUCCUUUUUCCUGAGGGUAAAUUUUCAAUGGAGCGACUCCAAGCAAUCCUUACGGCGCUUGGGAAUGACAAGUCCAAAUUAGUACUGGAUUUAAGCUGCCGAAGGAGAGAGAAUACUUGGUUUGUUGCUAUGAAUAGAUGGCAGACGAUUACAGAAAUGGAAAUUAAUAAGGAAACGAUUAGAAUGCUCGAGCCCUACUGCUCUGAGUUUCUGAUCCAUGCCGCUGAUGUCGAGGGGUUGCAGCAAGGAAUCGACGACGAACUGGUAUCAAAAUUGGCGGCAUGGUGCUCCAUCCCAGUGACAUACGCUGGAGGCGGACGAGGUCUAGCAGACCUCGACCGUGUCAAGACAAGCAGUAAGGGAAAGGUCGACCUGACCAUUGGCAGCGCGCUGGAUAUUUUUGGAGGGAGUGGCGUGACAUUUGCAGAGUGUGUGCAAUGGAAUAAGGCCAACGGAGACUAGUAUAAUAUCAGACAGAUAUGCCUUAUAUAGAUAGGUGAAUUGCCAUGCUAUAUCUUUAGCGA